AUGGAACCGUCCACUUCGCGUGUUGGGGUUGGCAGAGGGCAACCUAUCGUCGGUUCCAAAGAGAUUCAGAACAAUGCGAAGCGCGCUGCUGGAUUCAAAGGUGAAGUCGUGCUGGGCACGACACUCCGCCGAGCGCACACUGUUACACAAGGGACUUCCCUCACCAAGAGAAACCAUCAUCAUCCUGUCGCGGGUAGGUCGGGUCGCGAUCGCACCGUCACGUCGCUACUGCGCGUCAAGGACAGCCACGAAUUGCUUCGUCAGCGCCCUCUCCCCGAUGCUGCAAAAUCUCCUCCACGCGAACGAGAAGCAAAACAUUUUACUGUUGGAAAUGUCGGUCACAACGGAAGGAUUUAUCUCAGGCCGGUUGAAAACCAUCCACAGAACGAUCUCCGCCCUCAGCCUUUCUCUCCCGUUAGCCCCCAAUCCAAAGACCAUAAUUUGUCACCGCUAUCGCAAGACCGCAAGCACGAUGAUCCGUCACGAUGGUCGAAUUCCCAGCUGUCCGAAUUGCGUCCCAGCCUGCUCCCAGAAGACACCGGUGACGACGAUGCAAAGUCGAUCCUCUCCGCGUCCGACGUGCGUUCCCUUCGACGCCAGAGGGCCCAUUCCUUUUCCACCGUCUCCGAACACCCGUCGUCGUCGGUAGGCGCGAACCCUCCGGGGGAGUUCCGGAUCGUGAUCGACAGGUCGGAUGAUCGGCCACGCUCCGCUGACGGGCCUUCCUCUCAUCCGAACUUGGACGUUUCGAUCCCGCAUUAUGCACUUGAUUCACCGCGAUUCAACCCGCACGGAAGCGCCAUCAUGCGCAGCUCGCUGCACACAGCUGCCGGUCAGAUGGGCUCGUCCAUCUACUCUCAGACCAACCGAGACAGCCUGACCCCCUUGCCGGGAAUGCUCCCGCGCGAUUCUCUACGGCCGGGUCGACCGUCCUUUGCGGCUUCCAUGCUCUCAGGCACCGGGGGUAUCGAUCUAAGCCGAUGUUCCCGCCGCAUCUCUGGAAAGUCGGUCUUUUACACAUUCAAGGCACCGGUCGAGCCGUCCAUCUUUGAGGCCUUGGUGUCCGAAAUGGAUAAUCCUGCCGUCGUCCGAUACAUCCCGGGCACUAAGGAUCUGAGUGCUGCAACACCCGCGCGCAUCGUGGCCCAGAUCUCCUCUGAGUCCUUUAUGGAUUAUGAGCUGGUUUCCGACUUCUUCCUGACCUUUCGAUCGUACCUCUCCCCGCGCGAUCUGCUCAUGCUGCUCCUAGCACGCUUCCAGUGGGCCAUUGGCCGUCUACAGGAAGAUGGAAGGAUCAUCCGUAUUCGAACCUUCGCGGCCCUUAGGCAUUGGAUUUUGAACUACUUCCUCGAUGACUUUGUGCCUAAUGAGGACAUACGCAUCUCUUUUUGUGACACGAUCAAUCGUAUGUACGAGGAGGUCAAGGCACGAGAAGGUGGCGGUCGGAGCGAUCUGAAGAUCUUGGUUGACCUCAAGCGAUGCUGGCAUGGUCGGUGUGUGCUCUACUGGGACGUUUCAGACCUGGAAACCACGCAAUAUCGCCCGGAGGCGGCCAUUGUUCCCGGUGGAAGUGCUCCUCCGGCUGCACAGGGAGGAGCGCGAAGUGCAAAUUGGGUCCUCCAGAGGUUUUCUCAGCACAUCGUCGUCCAAACGGAACCCACCCCUGGCGCGGCUGGUUGUGUCGAUCUAGUUUUGAAUAAUGUCGAGCAGGACCCUGCAGUAGUGGCUCUUCACAACCGCAAGGACUCUUCCGUCACAGCGCAAAGCGUCCCGGUCUCGACGGCAAGUGGCCAGAGUGCCGUGGUAACAUCUUGUUCCUUACCAUCUAAGUCACCCAAGCGGCGCUCGUCUCCUCGUUCUAGCGGUAUGGCGCCACACCCAGUGCCUCUGCUACCGAUUCAUGUGCCUCCCGUGCCCCCGAUGGGCCCCGAACCCCCGGUGAUAUCCCCGACAAUUGCUCGCAAACAUGCACUCUUUGCCCAUGCGCAUAAGCGCAGCGGAAGCUUCUCUGACUCUGUGCGAGAUGACCGCAGUCCUCAAGCGGCGUCCAAUGCGCCAUAUGGCGAUCCCUCCAGCCUCAAGGCUGGGGGUCCACGUAGUCUGAUUCGAGGGCAACUCUUCCCUCCGGCGGAGUCGUACAUGGCGAUGAUGGCUCCUCCUUCGCCGCCUCUGCCGACCUCGGUCAAUAACUCACGUCUCGACCGUCGGAGCACCAUGAACGUCACGACAGCUAAAUCCGGUUUAGGGGGCACCUCUGGCUCCGGCGUCGGGGUGAAGACCAUUAUCGGGUCAAUCCGUCGCGCUUUGCAUCAGCGUACCGGCGGAGGGCAGAGCAUGUCUGCUCGUGCAGUCAACGUCCCAACAGCACCUCCCCCGCCUACGCGUGGUCGAACAUCGGCUUUGCCUGCCAAUGUGGCCUUUGGAUCUGAGCUGUACCGCGGUCGCCGAGCCACCAGUGUGCCUCAAAGGCCACUCCGGAUCGAUACCCUCUGUGACCAGGUUCUGAAACAGUAUCGCCUUGUGACCGGUCAAUUAAGCGGACAGGAAGACCCGGCAGGAGGAGACAACCCCAAUCAUAAUACUCAUUUUGAGCCCAGUCCCAACAGUUUUCCCGAGGCGGCCGACUCCAAGUUUCUUUUAAGUCGCCCUCUCCCCGGUGCCAGGAUCUUGAGUCAGGUAACCGCCGGCAGCCAAUCGAUCGUCAUCGUUGAUGACACGGGGUUGAACACUCCUGUCAUGUCCGGGGCCGUUGUUUGGCCCACAGAAGAAGGCUGGGGAGGGGGGCCUUCGCAGCAGAGUACCGCGUACCCUGGGGAUCCCUCAUUCCCCUCCGGGGCCGCUUCCCUGCGCCCGCCUUCCCAUGUGUCGACAGAGGCAGCAGAUGCAUACACUCUUCCCAUAUACUACGACAGCAAUGGUCACCCCCAGUCUCUGUACCCUCCGGGUGCUUUCUCUGUUUCUUCGAGUCAACGACGCUCGUACUCUGCGGAGCGCGGUAUGUUUGGCCGAAAGCGAACGUCCCUCUCCCUCCGCCUCCGCAAGUAUGCCUCGUUUCAAAGCGGCAUCUCAAGACAUCGCCUCAGUAUGCAGAGCGAAAAAGUGCCUUCGGUGGCUGAAGCGAGCAUCGAGUCUGAUGCCUCGGAGAAGUUGUCGGGUCCUACUCUUCGUCGACGAGCUGGUGGGGAUCUGAGGAGGAUGCACGAUGGAAAGGACUCGGACUCGCAGGCGGGCCGAGAGUCUUACCCAUUCGACCUCUCUCCACGUCACUCCUUUGUCGGCAGCACAGCUACCGGUCCAGAAGAUCGUCUAUCUGUCCGUCAGCCCAGUCUUGUAGCUCUUCCUCCCGCGCCCCGCUAUUCCCUUAUUCGAACCCACUCGUCCCAACACAUGCGGCCAUCAUUCGAGGCUGCGAUUGCACAGUUUGCGCAGAUCCCUGAUGAUGAGGAUGGUGGCAUCGAAUCUGCUUUGCUCAAGCUCGAGGGCAAGUGGAAGCCUUCAAACAGUCCUGCAGCCGAUGACAGUAAGCGGCAGGAGCCAGAACAGUGGCUUGAGCAGCAAGGCUUGAACAGACAGGAUCGUUCUUCGUAUACCGAUAGUCUCCCGACACGUCGGCAGACGUUCAACAACAGCUUGGCCUAUGCGGUAUCUAACGGACGGCUCGCAGCGCCUCGUCCUUAUUCAGACUCAAUCGCCGAGUCUGAAGAAUCAUACAACUCAAUACCUUUGCUUGAACGGGGUUUGAGCGAUGAAUCUAUGAAGAAGCCUGAUGUUAAACAUGUGACUCCGACUUAUGCAGCCCGGUCGCGGCUCAGCGGCCUUUCAAGCCGGGCGACCUCUGACCGGGUAUCUUCCAACCCAUCAUUUGAUGUGGUCAGAGAGACUGAGAGCCUCCGCUGCAUUCCUCGAGGAUCAACCUUGCCCGUGGCUCGAGGUGGAGGGUCUUACCUCGAAGGCAGUGAGAGGUGCCGUUCAGAACUGUCGUCCGACCUCUCGGUCGAUAUCAUUGACCGCCAGGAGGCUCUCGCGACCCGGUUAUCCUUCGAUACGCAGAGUCUCUCCAAUUCUGCACCCGAAAUCCCUCCUCAUCCCCUGGCCCAGCCUCCCUCUCCACCGAUGACCGUUCAGCACCCGCGCUCCUUCUCAUCCUGUGCCAGUCCACUGAACCCAGUUCUCUUUCAAGCGAACCCUCUGACCCCUGACCCGUCCCCCGUGCAUCAUCAUCAUCAUCACCAUCAUGCAGGUGGCCGCAACCUUGGGCGGUCCAUUGAGGUGCAACAGGUUUCUAGCAAUGUCCUUCUAAAUUCUGAACGUGACUGUCGAUACCAGUGCACCCAAGAGAUCUAUGCACCGACGCAUGUGCCUUUUAUUCUGGCCUGCGAGUCGCAGGUGCUGGCGCAACAGCUGACCUUGAUCGAGAAGGACGCCCUGGGCGAAAUUGACUGGCGAGACCUGGUGGACAUGCGUUGGAGCAACAGGUCACCGGUCGUACAGGACUGGGUGCAAUGCUUGAGCGAAGAGGACAGGAGGGGCAUCGAUCUGGUCGUGGGCCGGUUCAACCUCAUGGUCAAAUGGGUGCUCUCGGAAAUCGUCCUCACCCAGGAGAUCCAGGAACGAGCGCGCACCGUCACCAAGUUCAUUCAUACGGCGGUGCACGCGAAGCGGAUGUGCAACUACGCCACGAUGCUGCAGAUCACUAUUGCCCUGUCCUCUACCGAUUGCUCGCGCCUGCGAGAAACCUGGGCACUCGUGUCGGCCGAAGACCGACGGGUCUUCCGGGAUCUGGAGUCCCUCAUCCAACCCGUUCGGAACUUCCAUGACCUGCGAAUGGAAAUGGAGACGGCGAAUCUCCAAGAAGGCUGCAUCCCUUUUGUUGGCCUCUACCUCCACGACCUCACCUACAACGCUCAGAAGCCAGCGCAAAUCGCGAGCACCCGUGACAGCGAUCCCUUGGUCAACUUUGAACGAUAUCGCACCGCGGCCCGGAUCGUCAAGAGCCUUCUCCGGCUCAUCGACGCCAGCACCAAGUACACGUUUGAACCGGUACCGGGCAUCAUCGAGCGCUGUCUAUGGAUUGGCUCCCUCUCGGAGGAACAGAUCCAAGCGCGAAGCAAAGUUCUUGAAUAG
Molecule: messenger RNA, 5124 nt
Organism: Penicilliopsis zonata CBS 506.65
Lineage: Eukaryota; Fungi; Ascomycota; Eurotiomycetes; Eurotiales; Aspergillaceae
Exons: 3
Coding region: 1-5124 (1707 amino acids)
Biological process (GO): Ras protein signal transduction; positive regulation of GTPase activity
Cellular component (GO): plasma membrane
Molecular function (GO): guanyl-nucleotide exchange factor activity
Source: RefSeq, a predicted model, not a curated record